AUGUCAACCAUGAUAGACCAAUAUGAAGGUGCUAUAGGAAUUGACUUAGGGACUACCUAUUCGUGCGUUGCUGUGUGGGAAAAUGAACGCGUGGAAAUUAUUGCUAAUGAACAAGGGAACCGUACGACGCCUUCAUAUGUUGCCUUUGCUGAAUCUGAACGUCUUAUUGGAGACGCUGCUAAAAACCAGGCGGCUAUGAAUCCUAAGAAUACAGUAUUUGACGCGAAACGUUUAAUAGGUCGACGUUUUGAUGAUCCGGAAGUAAAAUCCGAUAUCAAACAUUGGCCUUUUACUGUUAUUGAAAAAGAUGGUGCUCCUUUGAUUCAAGUUGAAUAUCAAGGCGAGACGAAAAACUUUACCCCACAAGAAAUAUCAUCAAUGGUAUUAACUCGUAUGAAGGAAAUUGCUGAAGGAAAGCUAGGGAAAAAGGUUAAGAAAGCUGUUAUUACUGUUCCAGCUUAUUUCAAUGAUUCUCAACGUCUUGCCACCAAGGAUGCCGGGAAAAUUUCAGGGUUAGAUGUCCUUCGAAUUAUAAAUGAGCCAACUGCUGCAGCUAUUGCUUAUGGACUAGAUUCUAAAGAAACAAAAGAAAAGAAUGUUUUGAUUUUUGAUUUAGGUGGUGGUACUUUUGAUGUAUCUCUUUUGAAUAUAUCUGGUGGAGUUUUUGCUGUCAAAGCAACCGCAGGAGAUACUCAUUUGGGUGGUGAAGAUUUUGAUAAUAAUCUCCUUGAAUACUUUAAACAGGAAUUUAAGCGUAAACAUAAGAGCGAUAUGUCGGGGGAUGCACGUGCUAUACGUCGUUUGAGAACUGCUUGUGAAAGAGCAAAACGUACUUUAUCUUCACUUACUCAAACCGCUGUUGAAGUUGAUUCACUAUAUGAUGGGAUUGAUUUUCAAGCCAAUAUUACUCGUGCUAGAUUUGAGGAAUUAAAUUCUACUCAAUUCAGUUCUACUUUAGAGCCUGUUCGAAAAGUUUUGAAAGAUGCAAAAAUGGAAAAGAAAGAUAUAAAUGAAAUAGUUCUUGUAGGUGGUUCUACUCGUAUUCCAAAAAUAAUGUCAUUACUUCAAGAUUUUUUUGAUGGAAAAGAAUUGAAUAAAUCAAUCAAUCCGGAUGAAGCUGUUGCUUACGGAGCCGCUGUACAAGCUGCUCUUUUAACAAAUCAAGCUGGUAACGAAAAAACCCAAGACCUCUUACUCUUAGAUGUGGUACCACUUAGUUUAGGUGUCGAGACUCAAGGUGGAGUUAUGGCAGUAGUUGUACCUCGAAAUACACCUAUUCCAACUAUAAAGAAAAAAAUUUUUACAACAGCAGAAGAUGGUCAAACUAUCGUCGAAUUUCCUGUUUAUGAAGGAGAAAGACCAAUGUGUCAUGAUAAUAAUUUAUUAGGAUCUUUUGAAUUAUCAGGAAUACCUCCAAUGCCUCGUGGAGAAGCUGAACUUGAGUGUACCUUUGAUAUUAAUGCUGAUGGUAUUCUUAAAGUCACAGCAAAGGAUAAAGCAACUGGACGUAAAGCUAAUAUUACAAUUUCAAAUUCGGCUGGUCGAUUAUCAGCCGCUGAUAUUGAACGUAUGGUUGCGGAAUCAGAAAAAUUCAAAGAGGAAGAUCAAAAGAGUCAAGAACGUGUAGAAGCUAAGCAAGAACUCGAGAAUUAUGUUUAUCAAAUUGAUAACACUCUUAAUGAACCAAGUGUCGCGCUGAAAUUGAAACGUAAUGAUAAAGAAUCUAUUGAGAAUGCACUUGCAGAGGCACAUGAAUUUCUUGAUCUCGCCAAUGAUUCGGCAAUCAGUAAGGAAGAUAUCAAUGCUACAAAAAAGAAAUUACAACGUAGCGUUACUCGCGCAUUCGCUUCACUUAAUCGUUAA
Molecule: messenger RNA, 1863 nt
Organism: Funneliformis caledonium
Lineage: Eukaryota; Fungi; Glomeromycota; Glomeromycetes; Glomerales; Glomeraceae
Source: the annotation of a GenBank genome assembly